Messenger RNA from Drosophila elegans, 1660 nucleotides. It is a transcript of the gene ppk18, whose product is annotated as sodium channel protein Nach. Gene Ontology annotation, cellular component: membrane. The record is from RefSeq and is a predicted model, not a curated record. Gene Ontology annotation, biological process: sodium ion transmembrane transport. Lineage: Eukaryota; Metazoa; Arthropoda; Insecta; Diptera; Drosophilidae. Gene Ontology annotation, molecular function: ligand-gated sodium channel activity. The transcript has 8 exons. The coding region runs from base 3 to 1655 and encodes 550 amino acids.
CAAUGGCCCGAGUGGAGGAGUCCCACUAUCGCCGCUUGUUCCGUGAGUUUUUGCGUCAGAGUUACAUCAAUGGACUUCAUCCGUUCCUCUAUCAAUCACCCGUUCGCUAUGCCAAAGCUCUCUGGCUUGCUGUGCUUACAGCCCUUGUGAUCUACACCCACAUAGUGAUCGUCGACCUCACCCAGGAGUACCUGGUGCAGCCGACCGAGAUCCACAAGGCCCCCGACCUGGUGCACGUGGCCAACAGCCCCUUUCCGGCGGUCGGCGUGUGCACCGCCAACAAAAUCAGCCAACGCCUGCUCCGGGAUUAUGCCGUAAAACUAUUCCAACACCAGGGCAACUCCUCGCUGCAGGCGGUGGCCCUAGACGUGGACGAUAUGGCCGAUCGCCUGCUGGUGCUGGCUCAGUUCUACCUGAACCCCCUCGAAACCGAGCGUUGGAACGCCUCGGAGCUGGGUCGACUGCACCGGUUGCUCUUCAGUUACUACCGCGACAGUGAGUACUCGGUACGCGAUAUACUGCGUGACUUGUCGCCCGAUUGCGGGGAACUUGUGAUCAGGGGCAUCGUCUUCGGGGCGCCCGUCAACACCAGUCGAUUGUUCCUGAAGCGACCCACCUCGUCGAAUGUGUGCUGCAUAUUCAACUAUCGACGUGCCAGCUACUCCCGAUUUGCCACCAAGAGGGCCGAGGACGAUGCCGAAAUGAGAGCUGUUCCCAAGGUCGUUUUCGAAUCGAAUUCUAUUCUGAACAGCGUUCAGUUUGUACUGCAGGGAACUCCAGAGGAUGAUAUGACGAACACCUUUAACACCAAUAACGCUUUUCAUCUCACCAUUUUUCCACAAGAGGACUAUGCCACCGUCCAAUCUACGACAUUGGGCGAGGUGCUUGUGGAUCAUGACACCAUAGUGGAGAUACCCAUACAGCCAAUGUUCUUUACCUCGGCUAAAGAGGUUCACGGAGUUCCACCACACAUACGACGUUGCUACUAUCCUGAAGAAGGCAGUCGACUGCUGAACCAAACUUACUACUCCCUGGACGAGUGCCUCCUGGUUUGCCGCAUCAAGAGCAUGAUCGAUCACUGUGGCUGCGUCUCCCCGCCAAUGGGGGGCAGUUCCCUCGAUGUCGCCUACUGCAUGCUACCCGAUCUUCCCUGCCUGAUGAGAUGGAAGAGCAUCUGGUACGGCUACAAUGAGUUUUCCUUCCUGCAGAGCAAGGAUGAGCAUCUGGCCCAACGGCAAUGCGAGCAGUGUCUGCCCACCUGCAACGGAGUCAGCAUGAGCAUCACCACCAAUGUGGCUCCAUUGAGACGAACCUAUAAUAAUACUGUCUACUUUACUGGGUUACUAAAGGGAUUGAACAACGAGCGACCAUUGGCCAUAAUUAAACUCUUCUUUAAGCUGCGUUUUGCCCAAGCCACCAAAUCGCAACUAGUGAGCACAUGGGUUGUACUUCUAAACCGAUUUGGAGGCAUCCUCUCGCUUAUGUACGGCUUCAGCAUAGUUAGUUACAUAGAGAUCCUCUACUAUCUCACAGGAAAAGGAUUUGUCUACAUAUACAGAUCGUUGACAGACAGAAAGCCCAGGAAAAGCAACUACUCCCUUUACUGGCGUGAGCUUAUGCCCAAGGGCCUUAAGAGCCCACCUCUUAACAAUUAGCAUCC